AUGCGUCCCGCAUCAAUUUCAAUAUCCGAAUCUGGACGCAUUUAUCGUCUCGCCGUCCCUGCACUGCAAGCAAUUGUAACUCACCUUGACCUCCGGAUCGAACGUGAAGAGCUGAAAGUCAUCGUGGACGAGCUUUUCCGUGAUAGAAUGAUGCGGCUCGAAGCGGUUGUAUGCCAGUUUGGCGCAAAUCUUGCCAAAGAAAAACCUUCUGCGGAGCUGGUCCAGUUUAUGUCUGGGCCUGCAGCUGAAAACGAAGAAAGAGAAGCUUAUCUCCAGGGAGUAAGGGAUAGUUGGGAGAUCAUGUCUGGAUGUGAUGAAACGGCCUAUGAGUUCGCUGUCAAUUUUGAUAGUAUCAGAACUACGUUGAUACAACGGAUUAGAGACCUUGACAAGAGUAAAGGCGAUAUGCAGAGCGAUACGAUAAAGGGAACAGAUACCCACACGCAAGAGUAUCAAGACUUCCUUGAAUCCGAAGAGAGAGCCUCUGGAGAGAAGCUUGCUAUUGCUAAGGAUGAAGCUACCGAGUUUUCAAGACCUUCUAUUCAAUGUAACCAUAAGAAAUGCAACUGCGUGUGCAACUGCAAAAACAAUCACUCUGUAGAGCUGUGUGUUCCCAUCAAGCAUCUCUUCGCGGUGAAAAACUGA
Microsporum canis CBS 113480 is the source of this 645-nucleotide messenger RNA. RefSeq lists its product as uncharacterized. The coding region runs from base 1 to 645 and encodes 214 amino acids. The transcript is spliced from 3 exons. NCBI's taxonomy places the organism in Eukaryota, Fungi, Ascomycota, Eurotiomycetes, Onygenales, Arthrodermataceae. The record is from RefSeq and is a predicted model, not a curated record.